Cylas formicarius (sweet potato weevil) is the source of this 4015-nucleotide messenger RNA. It is a transcript of the gene Gart, whose product is annotated as trifunctional purine biosynthetic protein adenosine-3. Gene Ontology annotation, cellular component: cytosol. Lineage: Eukaryota; Metazoa; Arthropoda; Insecta; Coleoptera; Brentidae. Gene Ontology annotation, biological process: 'de novo' IMP biosynthetic process; adenine biosynthetic process. Bases 867 to 3935 code for a protein of 1022 amino acids. Gene Ontology annotation, molecular function: phosphoribosylamine-glycine ligase activity; ATP binding; phosphoribosylformylglycinamidine cyclo-ligase activity. The transcript is spliced from 13 exons. The record is from RefSeq and is a predicted model, not a curated record.
AAUGUUUAACUCUAAUCCGGCAAAUAUUUGCUAGAUUUUCGGUUUGUAAGUGGUUUCGGUUAGCGUGAUUAAUUUUGAUAAGUUGGUUUGGUCACGGGAAUACAUACGAUAUAAUUUUGCAUAUUCCUUAAUUAUCUCAAUUGCUAAAAGUAUUUUUACGAGUGCGGUAUCCGGCAUUUGGGUCACGAGUUUACUUGGCACGAUCGGAGCGAGUACUUAAUAAACGACUGACUUAAAAAGUUUACGAAACGUGUGCCAUACUAUACUUUUUCUGCGACCGUUAAUUUUUGGGUACAUAUUUGCAAAUCAACACGAAAACAUUCACUGACAUGACCAUCAGAAGUGACAAACGUUAAAAUUCAAGCCGUGCUGUAAAAACUUAAACUGUAAAAGGAAAAUGUCCGAAAGGAAUCCGCUGGACAAGGAACUCAUGCUAGAUCGGUUUAUAAUUAGAUAUUUUACAGAAGGGAGUAGAAAAGUGCAUUUUUCCUGCACACGAAAACAAAGAACAAAAUUGGUUGGAUCUAGUGACAGAUGGCGGCAUGCUGCUAAUGACACGUGUAGGCCCAUAACAGGCCGGAAAAGCUUUUAGUAAAAUCGUGAUCCGUACGAAAAUAUAGGUCUACAUAGUGUUGUAGGAGAAAAAGAUAAUGGAAUAAAAUUUCUUUUCCCCGAGCUGGGGUUGACUGCCUGAUUAUUUUCAAUAAAAAACGUUGUGGCAAAUAGUUUAAAUCAAACGAUAUAGACGACAGUGGUUAGCAAAUCGUUGAAUCAACAAGUGUUUUUACAAGUGGUUGGUCAUAUUAAAGUCGGUCCGGUUAAAAAUAAGCAGUGGGAAAUUCGUGCUACCCCUAGAUCCCGCGACAAUGGGCGAAAACGUUUUAGUUAUUGGAGGCGGCGGACGGGAACACGCGAUCGUAUGGAAGCUGUCUCAAAGCCGACUCGUAGGUCGGAUAUACGCGGCCCCCGGAAGCUUUGCCAUAGAACAGGUCGCCAAGGCGAGGAAUGUGUCUUUGAAUUUAAACCAUUUUAGGGUAAGGAGUUACCCACUAUUCCUUAUUUUGGCUUUGGACCUUUUGAAAUUGCAGGAAAUCAUAGAGUUCUGUAAGACAAAUUCCGUCAAUUUGGUGGUGGUAGGCCCCGAAGAUCCUCUCGCCAACGGCUUGGCCGACGACUUGAAUGCUCAGGGUAUCAAAGUGUUUGGGCCCCAAAAAAAUGGGGCACGAAUUGAAUCGGACAAAAACUGGGCCAAAGCGUUUAUGGACAGGCACGGUAUACCGACUGCCAGAUGGGAAUCUUUUAGUGACCCCAAAGACGCGAAAAAUUUUAUUAAUGGCGCGCCUUUCGCUGCUUUGGUUGUUAAAGCCAGUGGCCUGGCUGCAGGCAAAGGGGUAGUAGUUGCCUCAAACAAGCUGGAGGCUUGUGAUGCCAUAAAUGAUAUACUUACCAAUAGAAAGUUUGGAAAUGCUGGAGAGACGGUUGUUGUGGAAGAAUUAUUAGUGGGGGAAGAAGUUUCGGUGUUGAGUUUUUGCGAUGGCAAGACUGUAAAAGCGAUGCUGCCUGCGCAAGAUCACAAAAGGAUUUUCGAUAACGAUGAGGGACCGAAUACGGGUGGUAUGGGAGCUUAUUGCCCGUGCCCUCUGUUAAAUGAUGACCAGUUAAAGUAUGUCCAGGAAGAAAUUUUAGAGAAGACGUUGCGAGGCUUCCAAAAAGAGAACAUACCCUUCAUAGGUGUUCUCUAUGCCGGGUUAAUGUUGACCCGAGAAGGUCCGAAAGUGUUGGAAUUCAAUUGCCGUUUCGGGGAUCCGGAGACGGAAGUAAUUUUGCCCCUCUUGGAGUCCGAUUUGUACGAAAUAAUGGCGGCCUGUUGCGAAGGCUCUUUGGACAGGCAACAGUUAAAAUGGAAAGAGGGUGUGAACGCGGUGGGUGUCGUGUUAGCUUCAAAAGGUUACCCAGAAAGCUCGAGCAAGGGAGAUUGCAUCAAGGGGCUCGAAUCUGUGGUUUCUCUUCCCCAUCAUGUUAUAUUCCAUUGUGGUACUGCGUUUAAAGACGGCGAGGUGGUCACAAAUGGGGGCAGGGUGUUGAUAAUAGUGUCCAUGGGGCCUCGACUGAUUUCAGCGGCCGCAAAAGCACUUCAAGCUGCCGACCUUGUGCGUUUUAAUGGGGAGCAAUUUAGACGGGAUAUAGCUCACAAGGGUAUAGCUAGAGCCAUAUUGAAAUCUGGUCAACUAACCUACAAAGGGAGUGGCGUCGACAUUACAGCUGGUAAUGAAUUGGUUAGACAUAUCAAACCGGCCGCCAAAUCUACCGAUAGGCCUGGAGUUAUGGGCUCUUUGGGCGGAUUUGGCGGGUUAUUCGACACCAAAGCGGCCGGUUACAAAGACCCGUUGCUUGUGUCUGGCACGGAUGGAGUUGGUACUAAAUUAAAAAUAGCUCAAGAAAUGGGUAAGCACAGCUCUAUCGGUAUCGACCUCGUCGCGAUGUGCGUCAACGACGUGCUCGCCCACGGAGCCGAACCUCUGUUUUUUCUGGAUUACUUCGCCUGCGGCGCCCUGGACGUCAAUGUAGCUAAACACGUAGUGUCUGGAAUAGCUGAGGGUUGUCGUAGGGCCGGUUGCUCCCUUAUAGGGGGCGAAACCGCCGAGAUGCCUGACAUGUAUCCGCCUGGUGAAUACGACCUGGCAGGUUUCGCUGUGGGUGCCGUGGAAAGGACGCAAAUAAUACCUAAUGUUGAGAGUAUAGAAGAAGGGGAUGUAAUUAUAGGUUUGCCUUCAUCUGGAGUUCAUAGUAAUGGGUUUAGUUUGGUGAGGAAGGUUAUGAGUUUGUCUGGGGCAAAGUACCAGGACCUGGCUCCGUUUAGUAAAAACAACAAAACGUUUGGCGAAGAAUUUUUAACUCCGACGGAGAUCUACGUAAAAUCGGUUAUCGACGCCAUCAAGUCCAAAAAAGUGAAAGGUUUCGCUCACAUUACGGGCGGCGGCUUGGUGGAAAACAUCCCCAGGGUGCUUCCCGAGCGUUUGGCCGUGGAGCUCGACGCUUCCGCGUGGAAAAUACCCAGCGUUUUCGCGUGGCUGGCCGCUGCCGGAGGCGUCAACGAAGCCGAAAUGUUGAGGACAUUCAAUUGUGGCAUCGGUGGCAUACUAAUUACGACACCGAGUAAUUCCCAGCAAGUUUUGAAUAUCGUAAAGGGCUACGACGCGAACGUAAUAGGAAAGGUUACCAUCAAAACUGGAGAGCAAGUGAUUGUCAAUAACUUCAGCGAGGUAUUGGAGAAGUCGAUGCGUCAGUUUGUACCGCAAGUAAUGUCCCGUCUCCUCGAAACCAAAAAAAAGGUGGCAGUGCUCGUAUCGGGCAGCGGUACCAACUUGCAAGCGCUUAUCGAUAGUACUCGAGACCCCACCCGACAUAUCGGAGCCGAAAUAGUUUUGGUUAUAUCGAAUAAAGGAGACGUCGAAGGACUCAAAAGAGCCGAAAGGGCGGGGAUUACGACAAAAGUAUUAAAUCACUCAGACUUUGAUAGCCGGUACAACUUCGAUAUGGCGAUGGAUAAAGAGUUAGUGUCGUCGGGGGUGGAAUUAGUUUGUCUGGCCGGAUUUAUGAGAAUAUUGAGCAAAGAGUUCGUGGAGAAGUGGCACGGAAGGCUGAUCAACAUCCAUCCCUCUCUGUUGCCCUCAUUUAAAGGAACUCGCGCCCAGAAACAAGCUCUGGAUGCGGGAGUUAGGGUCAGUGGGUGCACCGUACAUUUCGUAGAAGUCGAUAUCGACUCCGGUGCGAUAAUCACUCAGGAAACGGUGCCCGUCAUGAUAGAUGAUACUGAAGAGAGUCUUACCGAAAGGAUAAAAACUGCCGAACACAGAGCUUAUCCUAAGGCUCUGAUGUUGUUAGCCACAGGCAAAGUUGGGUUAGGAAACGACAGAAAGAUCGUUUGGCAAUAAAGCGUUUUUCAUGUUAUUGUGUUUUUUUUUAAUAAUUUAUUCGCAUAGUUUAUUCAAAUUAAAUAAGUCUCGGAACAACU